Messenger RNA from Funneliformis geosporum, 159 nucleotides. NCBI's taxonomy places the organism in Eukaryota, Fungi, Glomeromycota, Glomeromycetes, Glomerales, Glomeraceae. The record is from the annotation of a GenBank genome assembly.
CUCAUAAUCCAUCCCCUGCUCACCCUUUACCUCGUAAUGAGAAUGAUGAUGCAGAGAAUUUGGGAAAUAUUAGAGGAUCUAACACAAUGCCAGAAAUUGUCCAGCCACCAUCAUAUGAGAUUGCUACUGGCAAUCAACCAUCAAAUAGUGCGGAUAAUG